AUGAAUGAAAGAGAUAUCCUUAUUGAUGUAAAUUUUAAUUUUAUUUUAAGGUGAAUGCUCCAUCUCAUAACCCCUUAAUCCAUAAAAUUGCCAAAAAUACUGAAUAUACAGUAAAAAAAGCCAUGAUAAGUGCGAAUGCAGUAGUUGAAGGAGGUCAUAAAAAUCCUUCUCUGCCUGAUGAAAUUCUUACUAUUUAAGAAAAUCAAAUGAGAUUUUUAAUAAUGCUGGCAACUCUAUAGUUUUUUACUUUAUUAGUUAUAGGAAUAUUUUUGGUCAUAGAAUUGUUUACUAUUUAUGAGGAAAUAUCGAUUAUAGUUUUAUUAGUAUUAUUGAUGAUUUAUGUAAUAACUUUGGUGGUUGGAUAAUUCGAAUAGGAUAUUACAUAAACAUUUCCUAAAAAUAUUAUUUUAUUUGUAUGAAAUAGUUAUUAAUAUUAUUGUAUAGAUGAUAAAUUCAUUAUCUAGAAUAUUUUGGAUAGCAUAUUUAGUAGUUUUGAUUGAUUUCAUAAGAUUUGAAUUAAUUUAAUUAUUAAUAUUCAUAAAUUUACUUUUGAUGAUAAUCUUUUUUCAUGUUGAUAGGAAAUCAAACACUAAAAACUGUUUUUUAAUUAAAAAUUAAUUAUUAAGGUAAUUCUUAUAAAUAAUUAUAUUAGGAUAAGUAUUGUAAUUAUAAUAGAAUUUGGAGGAGUAUAUUCAGUCUUAUUAUUUGAUAAUUUUGAAACUGGAAUUCUUUGGUAAUAUAUUAAAUAAUUAGGUUAUUGAUAAUCAUUUGUAUUUAUUUAUGGAUGUUGUUGGAAAUUUAAUUAAUUGAAUUUCGAAAAUAAUUAUAUAAAAAUGAUAAUAUUUGGUAUUUUGCAGCUAUAAUUUUUGAUGGAGAUCUUAUAUUUCCUUGUUUUUUUGUAAAUAAAUAAUUGCUAAAUGAAGAAUUUGAUAGUAUUUUAAUAUGA
This is a messenger RNA of Paramecium pentaurelia, 946 nucleotides long. The record is from the annotation of a GenBank genome assembly. NCBI's taxonomy places the organism in Eukaryota, Ciliophora, Oligohymenophorea, Peniculida, Parameciidae.